UUAUCAGUCCUUGCGUCAGUAGAAGUGUUUGCUCUGUCCAAUACAGGAUUCAGAUUUGUAGCAUGAGAUAUUAUUCACAAAGAAUCCAGAGAUCUUGGAGAUAAGCGACCUUCCUGGAUGGCUUUCAGAGGAGAUGUGAUCUGCAGCAGCUUCGUCUGAACUUUAGCAUUGAACAUAAGGAGUGUUUAUAUUUGUUAUUUUUGCAGAAUUUGAUUUUAGGAAUCGGUCCCUUUAAACAAGUUUGCAAAGUCGAUCUUACUACGGCGAUAACGAGUGAACGUUAAAAAAAAAAAACAGUUUGGUGAAUGAUUGAAAUGACACAAUACUCCUUGUUCCUCGUAUGUAGUUAAUCAGUCAGGAGGUUCAGUUUAGUGUUCCCUUAGUUUUGCAACUCUGAUGUAGAUAACAAGUCCCAUCAAUGUUCUUUUGUAAACAUCUGGAUGUUUGUGUGUAUCCGCUUGUACAGAAACGUGAAGCUGUUGUUGUUUAGUGUGCAGAUGUUGUUUAGAAAACAGCCUGUUAACGAGUGGAAGGAGUAGAUAAAGAUUUACGAAAGGUUUUAUUGGUAAGACUUAAAUUAAGACCUCAGUUUCUUGUAAGGAAGCAAACAUCAGACACCAAACCUUCUGGAGCGAACAGGGUUUGAUUGUUUAAAUAGUGAUUGCUCUUAAAGAUUAUCAUUAGGCCAGUGAUUAUAAACAGUUAAACCCGUCACGCACUACAUGGCGAACGUGGACACGUCGCCCCGCCCACCGUUUUACUUUGGAUAAAGGCAGAUUUUUGGGCAGUGCUUGAAGACCAGAUUUAAAGACUGUCCCAUCUGGAAGAUAGCAUCAGGACAGCAGCUGCUCCUGCUCACUGGAUGAACCUUCUGUUUGUGUGUUCAGGACUCGGGUGGAUGUCUCCGUGAGCAUGUGUGCUGUAUGAUGCGCUCGCUUCAGGACUUGAAACAGCUACACCGGACUUGUGCCAUGCCGGCCUCCUCUGGCCCCUGCAAGGUGCUGAUUGGACGGCGCGACCGGCGAGCGCGGCUCAGAGUCAGCGACGCCAGCGACACCAGCAGCUCUGACUCGGCCUGUCAGCUCUCCUGCCCCAUGGAGGACGAGGACAGCAGUGCGGCCAGCAGUCUCGAAUUUGACUCCGGCUACUCCGAGGCAUCAUGGCCUGACGAGGGACCUGUGGUGCUGCGCAAAUUCAGAAAAGUGCGCGCUGCUUCGGUCGAUUUUAAUCUAGAACCGAGCCCCCCUCCCAGGACACGUCCCAAAUCGACGUCGGACGCCUGCCUGGAAAAGUGGACGUCGUUCGAGGUGCCGAGUGAACCGGAAGACUGGACGGCGGCACUGCUGACACAAGGGCGCAACCGCCAUCCGCUCGUUCUCGGGGACAACAGCUUUGCUGAUCUCAUUCAGAACUGGAUGGAUUUGCCAGAGUGCCCAUCAGAACCGACGGAACCGAAGCCGAGCACAAGCAAGCAGUUAGCCAAGGACUUUCUGGUCAACAUGAGGCGGAGGAUAGCGAGAAUUUCACAGAACUUAGACGGGCAGAAAAAACUGGUUUUGGACUCAUCUCGUUCAAACAGGGCUGCCACGGCGACCAAACGACUCUCGUGUCCUGUCGAUGUUCCGCGGAACGUUCCAUUUUUCCACAAAUCUCACUUGGACCUUCAGGAACAGGAUACAGAUUUUUACCGUUUCACAGCACUCAUGAAGACCGGCAGCCGGCAGCCGAUCAUCUGUAACGACAUCAUCGGAUACAUAUGAGUGACCGAGCGGAUUAUCUGACUGAACGGACAUGUCGCUUUUAUAACAAACAUCUGUAUUGUUGUUGCCAUGAUGCUAAUGGUCAAGCUAACCAUAAUAAUGCACAUACUAUAGUAACAUUAUUGUAAUAAAAACACCUUGUACAUUUGA
This is a messenger RNA of Tachysurus fulvidraco (yellow catfish), 1910 nucleotides long. It is a transcript of the gene inka1a, whose product is annotated as inka box actin regulator 1a. Bases 924 to 1760 code for a protein of 278 amino acids. The record is from RefSeq and is a predicted model, not a curated record. The transcript is spliced from 2 exons. Lineage: Eukaryota; Metazoa; Chordata; Actinopteri; Siluriformes; Bagridae. Gene Ontology annotation, molecular function: protein kinase binding; protein serine/threonine kinase inhibitor activity. Gene Ontology annotation, cellular component: nucleus.